CACUGUUUCAGCCUUCAUACUGUACGCAAAGCAUGUUUUUCACGGAAAUAACACUCUCAGAGUCUUACAAUCAGUCAGACCAGAACAAUGAAUGACCGAGAACUUGAUCUCACUGAAGAACAAAAAGCACUCAAAGCUAAAUAUCCUCCAAUCACCAAGAAAUAUGAGUAUCUCGACCACACUGCAGACGUCCAGAUUCAUUCAUGGGGUAAUUCUCUAGAGGAGGCCUUUGAGCAGUGUGCGAUGGGAAUGUUUGGCUACAUGACGGAUACAGAAACUGUGGAGCCCAUCGAUACUCUAGAAGUGGAGUCAGAAGGAGAUGAUAUGGAGUCACUCCUUUACCACUUUCUGGAUGACUGGCUCUUCAAAUUCAGCGCUGAUAUCUUCUUCAUCCCACGGGAGGUGAAGGUUUUACACAUUGACAGAAUGCGCUACAAAAUCCGCUCAAUAGGUUGGGGUGAAGAAUUCAGCAUAAAUAAGCACCCACAGGGUACAGAAGUCAAAGCCAUCACCUAUUCUGCAAUGCAAAUUCAUGAGACACAACAGCCAGAGAUCUUCGUUAUCAUCGACAUUUGAACAAACAUUAAUAAAAAAAUGAAUGAAAUACCUCGUAAACUAACAUCGCAAGUUUCUACCUUCUAGAAAUGCACAUUUUUAGGAAACGAGUUAUACAACAUUAUUAUUCAAAAGCUUUUAUUUUCUGAUCUAGAAACUCAUCUAUACAAAAAGAAAUACUGUUGAUGCAGAAUAACGAUUGAUUUAUAUCAGCUUUGGUCUUGAUUUUUGCAAUUUAAAUUAUGAUUUAUUAAUUGUGUUGAUUAAAAAAAUGCUAUGAAACAUGACAGAAAAUGAAAGCAUUUCAAUAGACUUUUAACUGCUUUUAUUUCUGAUCUAGAAACUCAUCUAUGCAGAAAGAAAUACUGCUGAUGCAGGAUAAUGAUUGAUUUAUAUCAGCUUUGGUCCUGAUUUUGCAAUAUUAAUUAUUAUUUUUUGAAUAAUUUGUCUUGAUUGAAGUUUUUCGAUCUUUUCUGCUCACUAAGGCUGUAUUUAUUUAAAAAAUGUUUACAUUAUUUUAGCCUUACCAUUAUUUGACAAUACUAUUUAAAAUUAAAUAUUAAAGGUAAAGUUAAAACAGAAUUUCCACCGUCGUAUACAAUCCUUCAUAAAUCAAUGAAUUAAUUAUUAUAACUUUUUACUAUUAUCAAAAUACUAUAAAAAUCAGUUUUGAUGUUAAAUCACUUAUUAUUUUCCUUUUUUCCUUCACUUUUGUCAAUUGGUGAAGUUUGUUCCUCGCCACUGGUUUGCUUGAUUUGAGGCUUGUGGAGCUGCGCAUCGAUGGAUUUGCUGUUCAGUAUUUGGACUUUCAUUAAUAAAAAUUCAACCACGCUAAACUCAACUUCAACACUGAAAACUGGACUGACAGUUUCAAUCAACUAGAACUUCUAUGUUAAGGUGCAUUGACACCAUCUACAUUGUAAAAGCACUAAAGAAAUAAAGAUGAAGUGAAUUGAA
Danio aesculapii is the source of this 1512-nucleotide messenger RNA. It is a transcript of the gene tslig1, whose product is annotated as zinc finger and BTB domain containing 8 opposite strand. The record is from RefSeq and is a predicted model, not a curated record. Gene Ontology annotation, cellular component: tRNA-splicing ligase complex. Gene Ontology annotation, biological process: tRNA splicing, via endonucleolytic cleavage and ligation. NCBI's taxonomy places the organism in Eukaryota, Metazoa, Chordata, Actinopteri, Cypriniformes, Danionidae. Bases 88 to 576 code for a protein of 162 amino acids. The transcript has 7 exons.